Messenger RNA from Hevea brasiliensis (rubber tree), 1210 nucleotides. Its product is annotated as nuclear transcription factor Y subunit B-9. Bases 246 to 986 code for a protein of 246 amino acids. Gene Ontology annotation, cellular component: CCAAT-binding factor complex; nucleus. NCBI's taxonomy places the organism in Eukaryota, Viridiplantae, Streptophyta, Magnoliopsida, Malpighiales, Euphorbiaceae. The transcript has 2 exons. The record is from RefSeq and is a predicted model, not a curated record. Gene Ontology annotation, biological process: regulation of transcription by RNA polymerase II. Gene Ontology annotation, molecular function: protein heterodimerization activity; RNA polymerase II cis-regulatory region sequence-specific DNA binding; DNA-binding transcription activator activity, RNA polymerase II-specific.
CUGUUUCUUCUGGUAAAGAGAACCCCUCGUAGCCAAUCAGAGAAGGGUUUCCACCGGCUACACUGGGUUGCUCGAUAGAAUCGCCAGUUCGCCAAGUGUAGUUUCACCUCUUGAGGACCUAUAAAUAAGUAUCGUCUCAGAGGAGGAGAGUGUUCUAAUGCCCAUUGAAGAGACAAAAAAGAAAAAAAAAAUUAUAUAUAUAUAGUUUUAGAUAGCUAGGGAAAGAUAAUUUUUUUAAAAAAAUUAUGGAACGUGGAGGCAGGUUUCCUCGCUAUCGCAGGCAUGCAAAACAACCAGCAGCGAGCUCUAGCACCAGCUCCGGUAAAGUUUCGAUUCCAACAGACAUGAGUUUCCUGCAAGCAAACGCCAAUCCCUCCAGCACGAUCAGCCCUAACAAGGCCAACGUGGAGAGCAACUCGUCGACUGCAGCGCAAGCCGCUCAUCCCCAACCUGUUACGGUCCGCGAACAAGACCAGUAUAUGCCAAUAGCUAAUGUGAUUCGCAUCAUGCGUCGCAUCCUUCCAGCUCAUGCUAAAAUCUCUGAUGAUGCUAAGGAAACUAUCCAGGAAUGCGUCUCCGAGUACAUAAGCUUCAUCACUGGAGAGGCCAAUGAACGUUGUCAGCGGGAGCAACGCAAGACUAUCACUGCUGAGGACGUGCUUUGGGCUAUGGGAAAGCUGGGUUUUGAUGACUAUGUUGAACCUCUCACAGUGUUCCUCAACCGCUACCGUGAAACGGAGAAUGAGCGUAGCUAUAUACGUGAUCCCAUCCUGAAGCGCAGUAGCGUUGGAGUUGUGGAAUAUGAAAGUCUAGGGAUGCCUCCUUACAUACCAAGUUAUCCCAGGGGGCCUCCUCCGCAGGGAAUUUUUGAUGGUGCAAUGAUGGGUGGGUACUACAAGGAUACAUCUGAUUCUGCUGCCGGCAUUGGUGGUUCCUCUGAUUCAAAUUCCCUCGCCAACUUUGAUCCAUUUGCUCAGUUUAAGUGACGACAUGAAUGAUAGACAAGAAAGUGCUAGGACUACAAGGAAUAAAAGGGAUAUUAUAAAACUAAUUGAAGAAGAAUAUAGCAUGCAUGGCACAGAUGAGAUGGAGAAGCAAGAUUUCUCCUGUGCCUUGUCUUACUUUGUACCUUUCUUCUUUUCGAACUGCCAAAUUAGUAGGUUUUAUCUGCUCUUAUUUUCAAUCAAAACAAUGAUGCUUCUUUACCAUA